ACAACAAUGGCGGCUACCAGUGGUAGAUUUGAAAGUGCGAGGAGUAUCGAAGAACGAAAAGAACAGACCAGGAUUGCCAGGGCUGAGGUGUUGCGCCAGGCUAAAGCCAAUUUUGAAAAGGAAGAAAGGCGUAAAGAACGUAAACGACUUCGGGGUGAGGCUACAUGGAUGCUACCUGAUGUGAAUGAACGAAUUGAACAGUUCUCACAGGAACACUCUCUGAAGAAAAAGAAGAAAAAAGACAAACACUCGAAAAAAGUAAAGAAAGAGAAGAAAAAAAAGAGUAGGAAACAGAAGUAUGAAAAAAACAACGAGUCAACAGAUAGUUCAUCAAGCUCUGAAGACGAGUGGGUUGAGGCUGUCCCAUCGCAGAUCCCUGGCAGAGAAAAGGCCUGGAAAGUGAAAGGUGAAAAUUCAGAAAGAGAAGACAACCCAGUUAUUCAGAGAGAUGAGUGGAUGACGGUUGAUUUUAUGUCUGUUAAAACUGUGUCCUUAUCAUCACUCAAAGCCGGUAAGGAGGCUAUGAGGAAAACAGAGCAAGAGAAAACCCAAGCCCUGGAACAGGUAAGAGUAUUGAAAAUGAUAUGGAGUAAAUUUUCUUGUGGAAAAUUGGGAAAGAAUGCACUGGGCAGACUUGGCUUAGCCCUGCGCUUCCUGCUUAUGGACCAGGCUGCCUGCAGAGCCCAUCUGCAUCUGAACCAAGUCCGCUUUCCUGUGCACCACCCUGGGGCCACGUCAUCUCCUGAUUCUGCCCUUGCCGGCCCCUCCACGGUCUGCCUGCUGCCCCUCCAACCCGUUCUCCGCGCGACAACCAUAAUGGGGUUCUCAGAAAGUGAGACCAGUCCUGUCCUAGGCCGCCUCCUCUACAGUUCUUCAAGGGUGUCCGUGGUUCUUGGGGUAAAAGCCGACAGCCUUCAGGAGGCCGGCGGACCUGAUCUCUGGCGGCUGGUGCUCCUCCUGCAGGCCGUCGCCGACAGGCUCACAGGGCCUUCGCACAGGCCCCCUUCCGAAGGGAGCUUCCCAAACCAUUUCCCCACGAGUGUGGAGGCGAGCACGGCCCCGAGGGACUGCGGCCGGUCCCGGAGCCUGGCGUCAUGGCACCGUGUGCGCCGGGACUGGGUACCCCUCUCCAUGUGGGGCCAGCGGCCAGCACUGCUCUCCACCUGCCUGUCCCUCUCCAGAGAAGUCGUGCAAGGACAGUUCGUUAGUUGCCUUCUUAGCGCCAUCACAGGUCACCCCGUGGCAGCUUUGCCCAGCGCCGUCGUCCUGCAGCCCGCGCCUCCCCAGUUUACUCGUGUAACAGGGAGGAAUGACGGCGCCUGUCUCACGGAGCUGUUGUGGGGAUACAGGGAGAAGAGCUUUCAGCUCAAUAUCUGGGAAACGAAUCUUUUGAGUUGGAAGAAAUUUCACAAGCGGCUUAUAUCAACUGCCUUAUAUUAUCGAAGCAAAGUUUCAGUAGUAGAAGAUGGUGGCUUAAGCUGGCUGAGGAAGUCUUACCAAAGAAUGAAGGAACAAGCUGAGAAACAGAAUAGAAAUUUUGAAGACAUUGUGGCUGAAAGAUACGGGUCAUUGGAAGUAUUUCAGUCAAAAUUAGAAGAAGCUGAAAAAACUGCAUCCACCAAAGAAGAUUAUAAACGAGAACGGUGGAGGAAACCAGCAUACUCAGAUAAAGCACAAAGUAGUCAAGAAAGUAGAAAAUCAGACUUGGUAAAAUAUAAUAAAAAUUUAAGGCAUAGAUAUAGUUCAACAGAUACUACAAACACCACCAAUAAAGAUAAGUCUAGUGGUGAUGAAAAAGAUAAUAGGUUUGGGUCUUUAGAAACCUGUAGAAGACAAUCCAAUCCAAGGCAAAAUCAGGACUUUUCUUCUCUUGGAAAUUUGAAACCUAAAUUUUUAAGACCCUCUGAUGAUGAAGAACUGUCAUCUUGUAGCAAGGGCAGAAAUUUUGAACCUUCUAGUUCAUCUUCAGCAUUGGUUGCUCAGGAUUCUGUGCGUUAUGGUUUUCGAAAACCUACAGAAAACAGUGAAGAAAGUUCUUCAUCGUGGAGCCAAUCCAGUGGAAGAGGAGGAGACAGGAAAUGUUCAUAUCGAAGAUCAUUAGAAACUAGGGGCAGUGUGGACUCUGGACACAUUUCAGAAGACGUGAGAGAAAAAUCACAAGAGGAAAGCCUGAGAGAUGACUCUCUGAAGAAAGAGCAUCUACAGGACAGGAAGUCUCCAUUUGCCAGAGGUGGUCCUGAGGAUGAUUCCAUCCACAUCUUGAGUGUUGAUGAGAAGAAUAAAUUGGGAGCCAGGAUUAUCAAGGCAGAGAUGAUGGGAAAUAUGGAAUUAGCGGAACGACUUAAAGCUCAACUUGAAAAGGCAAAUAAAUUCAAAGAAACUGUAACACCGAUAUCCUCAAAAGAAUCUGGGGUAGGGAAUGAAGAUCAAGAAGUGAUCCUGGUCAGAACUGAUCAGUCUGGAAGAGUGUGGCCUAUACAUACUCCAGGAAAAUCUCUGGAAUCUAAAGGAGGAAGAAGGAAGAGACAGAUGGCUUCAACCCAUGAAGAAAAAGAAAGGGUUAGAUACUUUCACGAUGAUGAUAAUCUCAGCCUAAAUGAUUUAGUCAGGAAUGAAAAGAUGGGAACAGCAGAAAAUCAAAGCAAACUUUUUAUGAGGAUGGCAUCUAAGUUUAUGGGAAAAACAGAUGGAGACUAUUACACUCUCGAUGACCUGUUUGUCUCCAAAGCAGCUGAGAGAGAACCUUCUGGUGAAGAGGAAGAGAACCAGAGGAGGAAAGCAAUUGCUGAGCACCAGAGUCUGGCUGCACAAAUGGAAAGAUGUCUGUAUUGUUUGGACAGCUCUCAGUUUCCCAAGCACCUCAUUGUUGCCAUAGGUGUUAAGGUUUAUUUAUGUUUACCCAACUUCCGAUCUCUCACCGAGGGGCACUGCCUAAUAGUCCCUUUGCAGCAUCACAGAGCGGCUACCUUACUGGAUGAAGACGUCUGGGAGGAAAUUCAGAUGUUCCGAAAAUCAUUGGUAAAGAUGUUUGAAGAUAAAGGACUGGACUGCGUCUUUUUAGAAACACACAUGGGCAUGAAGAAGCAUUGUCAUAUGGUUUAUGAGUGCAUCCCUCUCCCAAAGGAAGUGGGUGAGAUGGCUCCCAUCUAUUUUAAGAAAGCCAUAAUGGAAUCUGAUGAAGAAUGGUCCAUGAACAAGAAAUUGAUUGAUCUCUCUUCAAAAGAUAUCAGAAAAUCUGUACCCAGAGGCUUACCUUACUUCGCUGUGGAUUUUGGCCUCCAAGGAGGGUUUGCCCAUGUCAUUGAAGAUCAACACAAAUUCCCUCAUUACUUUGGAAAGGAAAUCAUUGGUGGGAUGCUGGAUAUAGAACCAAGACUCUGGAGGAAAGGGAUCCAGGAAAGCUUUGAGGAUCAGAGGAAGAAAGCCCUGCAGUUUGCUCAGUGGUGGAAACCAUUCGACUUCACCAAAAGUAAAAAAUGUUGAGUCAUACCUUUCAUUUUUUAAAUUUCUUCUUCAGAUUCCUUUCAGUUUUAUUUCCAUUGUGUCUGACUAGACCACUGACCCUCAGGCCAGAGGAAGAGAAAGUCCCGCUCUGGGUCUCAGACACCCGGGCAUCACUGGAUCGCGUUUCCUGUCCUACCUUGUCCUGCGACUGCAUUGUAGUAACUGGGGAACGAGACCAGAUACAGGGGGGCCCCGCUCACAUUCCCGUUCUGUACGUACGUCUUGGUGUUCUCGGCUGUGCAGUUUAAGAUGUGGAAAGACUUUUCUGAAGGAUUAUCUGGGAGGUACAGCAGAUCGUUGGUUCAGAGGGAAGUGGGUCUGCUUCAAGAUUGUGAAGACUAUUGUCUGGCUUCUCUUGAAUAUUUUAAACCGAAUUGACCUUUCCAGUAAUAAUUGCAAUUUCUUUUCAUCGCAUUUUAUAGAAAGCCUCUUUAUUUUCUACCCGUAGUCACUGCUCUUCUUUUUAUCAAAGGAAAAAGAAUGUCCCAAGAAUAAUAAAGAAUUAAAUGAAGCAUAAUGUGUUCAUGA
This is a messenger RNA of Odobenus rosmarus divergens (Pacific walrus), 4032 nucleotides long. It is a transcript of the gene CWF19L2, whose product is annotated as CWF19-like 2, cell cycle control (S. pombe). Gene Ontology annotation, cellular component: post-mRNA release spliceosomal complex. The record is from RefSeq and is a predicted model, not a curated record. Lineage: Eukaryota; Metazoa; Chordata; Mammalia; Carnivora; Odobenidae. The transcript is spliced from 21 exons. Gene Ontology annotation, biological process: mRNA splicing, via spliceosome. The coding region runs from base 7 to 3483 and encodes 1158 amino acids.